AUGUUACGGUACCGCAGUGGUAUUGUAAGGGAGUUCACAGCUCAAGGCAUCGGCGCGUGGUGGUCUUUCACUGGCCGUUAUCAACAGCAAUAUCAUCAGCAAGUGUAUUUAUCAGCAAUCCUUGCUGGAAACACUGUACGGAAUUCAUCCACACAUCCAGUGGCCUUCAGUGAUGAAAAUAACUAUGACACCAAUGAAAAAAGCGAAGAGAGUAAAACUAAUAAUACUAAUAAUAUAAAAAGUAACGUACGAAGACGAGAAUCCCAUCUUAGUCGACUUGCUGUUGUACGGCCGGAUUUAAUAGAUGAAUGGGUGCCUGAACUAAAUGAUGUGGAUGUAAGUUCAGUCCCUUCUAGCAGUUCCAUCACCGUCUGGUGGCGAUGUGCGGCCUGUGGGGAAAACUAUCAAGCAACCGUGAGAGAUCGUGCGGUUGUUGAUAAGGGUUGUCCACACUGCUCUUCCAUUCAGCAACAACAACAAACAGUGGGAAAUGAUACUACAACUGAAAGUAUGGGAAAAAUAAUAAAAGAAGAUGCAUCUACACCAUCGCUUGCAGAGACGCAUCCUACACUUGCCAGUCGUUGGGAUUAUGAAAAGAAUGGAUUUCUUAAACCAACAGAUGUGACAAGCACAAGUGAACUUAAUGUUUGGUGGCGACCUGCAGAAGGACGACCAUCACAUGAACGCUCUUUUCGUCGUCCUGUACACGCCUUUGUGGAGAUUCCCUAUAGUGUGGAAGAGCAGCGGGAGGCACAGGCCGCAUUAGAGCUUGAUAUUCUUCAACAAAUACGACGUGCUGCGAAGAUUGAAGAAGCACGUGAACAGGAUACUUUUCCCGCUGCUGCACAUCUCUUGGAUGAUCUUGUUACUAAACGUUCUGCUAACACUUCUGCAAAUACAGAGACUUCUUCCUCCUCUCCAUUGUAUGGAAAGGGGCAUCGGAAUCAUGAACAUACAUUACAGGAAGAGGAACUUGUAGGAGAUGAUGUUCAUCGUGCUAUUGAGAUGUGGGAAAAGAAUCUUGAUGUUAAACUAGAUCCAUCGUAUCGACCAGUUUUCUAUUUCACAGAGGCCUGUGAUGGGGCUGGAGUCUCACGUGAUGAGGUUCUCACUACAUAUGAUCGCUUUGUGGCUUGGCAUAAACGUCAAAAAGGUGAAAAGAAAAGUGAUAGCAGUACAGAUAAUGAUAAUAAUGAUAACCUUCCAUGUGUUCUAACAGACCCAGAUUGGUUACAACACUUUACACUUAACGUGGAGGAUGUUGUAAAAGAUCGUUUCGCACCCACUGCACGUAUUGUUCUCCCCGAUAUCACAACAACAACGGGUGUAAAAGAAAAACAAGAACAGGAAGAAUUACGUGAUGAGAAUAAUACAGCAGCAGCAGGAGGAGUAACUCGACGUCGUGUAGACUCUUUACCUCCUCCACCAGAGGAGUAUGAAAGUGAGAUUCGCACAACGUUUCCUUCUCGUAAGAACACAUAUCCACGCCGACCUCCCAUGCCACCCAAUCGCGAAGAUGAUAUUACAGAAGGAGUACCGACAAUGACGAUGGAAAAAGAAUACAAACAAAAACAACAACAAGGAGAGGAACAUAUUAAAUCAUCAUCAUCAUCAUCACAGAGUACAUUAAGUGGGGAAAGAAAGAGUUCUACGCGUAAGGAGGCCCCUGCAGAGGCGGCCUUUGAAGUUGUUAGUCUCUCUGCUUCUCAGAGUCUCACACAGGAAUACUCCACAUCCACAAGUGAUAAAAAUACUCUCUUUGAUGCGGAGGAAAAGGAUCUCCAUCUCCGCUCACUUCUCGGCCCAGCAGCACUGCAAUCCAUGACAGAGGAAGAAGCACGUGCUCUGCAGUAUAAUAGAGGAACACCGCGGCCACGACGAACAGGACGGUUUAGAUUACGUCCACCUGUGGACACUAAAGUGCAAAGAACAGGUGGGCUUAAGGCUACAUUAGGUGCGGCAUCAUCCUAUCGCACAGAUGAAGAAGAGCAACAACAACAACAACAACAACAACAAGUGAUCCAAGCGCCUGGAGCUCCGAGAAAAGUGGCUCGACCAAAGAAGAAGCGUCAGGAAUCGGAUGACAACAGCAAUAGUAGUAGUAAUCAUGCGGUAUCGUCACAAGAGGGAAGUAGUUAA
Messenger RNA from Trypanosoma theileri, 2139 nucleotides. RefSeq lists its product as uncharacterized. The record is from RefSeq and is a predicted model, not a curated record. Lineage: Eukaryota; Euglenozoa; Kinetoplastea; Trypanosomatida; Trypanosomatidae. The transcript has a single exon. Bases 1 to 2139 code for a protein of 712 amino acids.